Molecule: messenger RNA, 4243 nt
Organism: Alexandromys fortis (reed vole)
Lineage: Eukaryota; Metazoa; Chordata; Mammalia; Rodentia; Cricetidae
Gene: H1-6
Product: H1.6 linker histone, cluster member
Exons: 1
Coding region: 2134-2760 (208 amino acids)
Biological process (GO): negative regulation of DNA recombination; chromosome condensation; nucleosome assembly
Cellular component (GO): nucleus; euchromatin; nucleosome
Molecular function (GO): double-stranded DNA binding; structural constituent of chromatin; nucleosomal DNA binding
Source: RefSeq, a predicted model, not a curated record
UCUGAGACACUGGGGGCGUCUUAAACAUAUAUGAGACCUCAAAGCCGGCCUCCACAAUGACAUAUUUCCUCCAAUAAGGCCACUUGACUCCAACAAAGCCACACCUCCUAAUAGUGCCACUCCCUUUGGAGGCCAUUUUCUUUCAAACCAUCACAGGAACCUUCACCUCAAUGACGGGGUCUAAUUUAUGCUUUUCACUGUUUGGGAGUCAAAUUUUAAUACAACCAUCUCAAACAGGAGGAGCACAAGAACUCACAAACUGCUUAAGAACAGUAUAUAUGUUACCUAUGAGGAUAGCUAUCAGAGCUCACCUCUCAUCCCUAAGCCUGAACAGUGCAUCACAUAAACAUCCCUAUCAGUUCAUACACAAAGGAAAUUCUUGAAGAGAAACAAGUAACCACCUCAUACAAGUUUACUUAAUUUUUGAACUACUUUAUUAGAUUUUAAAGAUGUUUGAGCAAUGUAACUUCAAAACCACAAAAUACACAUAUACACACAUUCAUACAACACACACACACACACACACACACACAUUCCUUUGCAGUCCUGGACUCUGAACCUAGGAUUUACCACCUGCUAGAUAGAUAGAUGCCUUAUUACUAAGACAUAUUCCCACUGUUCCCAAUGUGGUUUUAUUUUGAGACAGGAUUUCAUGAACUUAUUCUACAGCCAUGCUUGCUUUGAACUUAGACCCUCAUUCCCUAGCCUCUCAGGUAGCAGGGGUUAGAGUUCUACAUACCAGGCCUAGCCACGAUUACUGUUAAGACACAAGCAUACCCCCUUUUCCUGAGACAGACACCCAUCCACCCUCAAUUUCUCCUUAACAGACAUCAGCUUUUUCGCAUACUGUCUUGUUCCGAAAUUCUUUUCUGUGACAUCAAUUAAGACCCCUGCUUUACAAGAGAAGAUAUCUCCAGAAAGAACUCAUAACAGCUGGCCGCACUGGGUCACAAGUUCUGCUUCAGCUGAUGUAAUCCCACAACACCCUCAUUUUAGCCUCCUCCAGAAUGGAUCGGGUUUUACACCUUCCUCAAUGAGCAAUCAUGUUCUCUUUCUCCUCUUCUCUUGACAUGCUUUCAUCUUCUAACCAUGGUGGCCUCGGUUUCAUGGCGACCCUCCCUAUGCCUCAGCUGCCUUAGUUCUGGGCAUUUUGCCACAAGGCCCAGCUGAAGGCACUCAAUCUCCAGGCGUGCCCCUUGGAUAAGCUCUGAGAACACUUCUCCAACAUACCUGCAGCUGCAUCUACCAGCCCAGCCACUUUAAGAGACUGUAAACUGUCAUGCCAGCUUUAUAAUGUUAUAGACAAUUAAGGGGCAGGCAGAGAGAGGGCAAGACAGAGAGAGUAGGCCCCUGGUGGUGGCGUUUAAUUCGCGAAAGGAGAGGCAAACUCGGUUGAAAAACACCCUUGACGUUGGUUGAUUUGGCUACAGAGAUGCCAUUGGUGAGACAUACAUAAGGGCGUUUGAGCAGUUCCUCCUACGAUUCAGGGGACACAGCGCCUCUCACAUGCUCUGUGGAGCGUUUGUUAGGCUCUGCUCCCUUCGAGAAGGCCUCACUCUGGAGUUCUGGGAUAAUUCUAGGAACACCGUCUGAUUCUACAGUGAGAUGGCGAAGAUGUUUGUGCUACUUCUGUAACAUAUAUAAAUAAUUUCGAUAAGAAUUCGGGCCUGAAUAAUUGAUUUUAAUCGCCAGUUAGGAACCACAUAUAUAGACGAUCCCUCCGAAGACAUUGGAUAUAUUUUCUACCAAAAAUUACUUUUGAAUUUUCAAAGAAAAGAGAAAGUUUUCUUCUUCUUCAUGAAUUUGAAUGAAAAUCAAGGGCUUUUCCCACUAGUUCUGGCCUGCAGGGACAUUUAUCAAUAAAAGGUAAGAAGCCAGGUGGAAUCCAAGUCCCCGUGGGUCACCUGGUGUCGCAACCUGUGCGAUUCUGCAGUGAGCACACGUGGAAGUUUCUACUUUUGGGGGGAAAAGAAACACAAACGCCCCUCCACCAGGGGCGGGGGAGGUGUCUGGGAAUGCACCAAUCACAGCGCGCCCUGCUCUAUAUAAGCCCCCCCCCGCCCGACCCCCGCUGCGCUGUUGGUGGUCUUUUUACUUUUUCUUACUGGGUUAUUUCUUGACUAAUUCUUGGCUAUGUCGGAAACGGCUCCUGCAGCCUCAAGUAGCCUUGCCCCAAUUCCUGUCGAGAAACCGCCAUCUAAGAGGCGAAGGAAGAAGCCUGGCCUGGCCGCUGCUCGCAAACCCCGGAGUUUCUCGGUUUCCAAGUUGAUUCCCGAGGCCCUUUCGACGUCUCAGGAACGGACUGGAAUGUCCCUUGCUGCCCUGAAGAAAGCCCUGGCUGCGGCUGGCUAUGACGUGGAGAGGAACAACAGCCGGAUCAAGCUGGCCCUCAAGAGACUUGUGAAUAAGGGGGUCCUGGUGCAGACCAAGGGCACCGGCGCCUCCGGCUCCUUCAAACUCAGCAAGAAGGCUGCUCCUGAGAAGGUCAAGGGUAAGGUCAAGAAAUCUGCUUCUGCCAAGGCGAAGAAGCUAGGCUUGUCCAGGGUCUCGAGAUCCCCCAAGAGCAACAAGACCAAGGGUGUCAAGAAGCCGAAGGCCACGCCCACGAAAGCAUCCUCCGGCGGACCGAAGACCAAAGGCACCAAGGGUGUGCAGCCGCGGAAAAGUCCCGCCAAAGCAAGGGCGGCGAACCCCAACGGUGGCAAGCCAAAGAUGGGCCUGCAGAAGACCGACCUGAGGAAGGCAGCAGCGAAGAAGUGAGCUUCAAAGUCAGUUUUAAAAAAACCCAAAGGCUCUUUUAAGAGCCACUUCCAUAAUUUUUAAAAUGGCAAAAACACUUUAUACAAAAGUUAAUGGAGCCGGGCGGUGGUGGCUCAUUCCUUUAAUCCCAGCACUGGGGAGGCAGGCAGAUUCUGUGAGUUCGAGGCCAACCUGGUCUACAGAGCUAGUUCCAGGUCAGGCACCAAAGCCACAAGGAACCCAGUCUCAAAAAACAUAACCGAAAAGUUAACGAGGUGGACAGUCGCUUUACAUAGAUCUGUCUUCUAGACCCUAGAGUUAAAAUGUUUGGAGGGCCCUAGGUGUACCUAUUUACAAAUUUGGUCUUGUAUUAAUGCUUUCUCAUUAUCAUAAAGGUCACCAUAGGCGUAUUUCAUUCUAGAAACGCCACCAUAUCAAGGAAGAAAGUAGAGAUGAGUUCAGUAAUAGAUACCACUUUGACCAAAUAUUGUACUUCAAUUUACACUUUAAAAACACCAUUAAUCACUGUCCAGGCUUUUAAACCACCACUAUGAACCCAGAUGAUUAGGAGUCAAGCUAGAGAUUAUACGUGUUUUCUUGAGUUUAAUUUUUAGGAUUUCAUGGGUGAUGAAAAAUGCAACGAGCAGUCUCAAGAAUAUUGGAAGUUUUUGCAGUUUAACAAUAAAGAUCAAUUUUGUCCCAUUUUAUAAAAUGGUUUAAUACUAUUGGCCUAACAAGAAUUACAGUUGAAAUCCUUUGUAUAUUUUAUGAAAAUAACAUGUAGACUUCAUGAGAUUGACAAGAGAAGUAUUAAAAAUUAAGAACCCUAUUCUUUUAGGAAAAUGUUAGAGCUUGAAGUCAAUGCUCGACAUAACAAAAACAGUACUGGGGCAGUCUGGUGUGAAAUACUUUAAAAAAAAUCCUGUUUAAAACUUGUGAUUUAGCAGUUUUAUGCAUUAAGGAGUGCCACAAAUAGUAAAUUUAUAUUUAUCUAUUUUAGGCCUUGGUUUCAGGAAUGACAAAAGACCAUAGCGGGGUUGCUAGAGAGAUUGCUUAGUCAAAUACACAUGCUGGUCUUGAAGACCAGACUUUGGGGAGCAGAACACAACUACAUAUAACUCCAGCUUCCCGGAAAUCCGACGCCCUUCUCCUGGCAACUGUACAAACGUGCUACAUACACGAACUUAAAGUGAUAAAACGCAACUAUGCAGUUCGUGUAUAAAAUGGUCGUCCCCAGUAAAGUAGUUAGGCCUUAUUGUAUACAAUGAAUAGCUAAACAUAUACCUUCAAUACCUUCUAUGUAGAACCAGACCUUACCCUAAGAAAAGCGUUAUCCAGCCCUGAAACAUGUCAGACACAAUUCCCGAUGUGAUUUUAAUUCCAAGUUUGCUAAAUUAACGUAUUCAGUACUAAAUUGUUUAAAUUUAACCAGCCUGCAUAGGCUUUCUGGUUUCAUCUUUUAAAAACAUCACCUACCCUUGAAACAACUUUGACGGGAAGGACG